AUGUUGGUGUGGAAGAACGUCUACGUGAAGCGGCUGUGUCGCCGCUACAUCACCACGCUGCUCGAGAUUGUGCUGAUGGUGGUGCUCCUGUUGGGGAUCCAGGAGAGCUCCGUGGUGCGCGAGCCACUGAUUCGCAAGGGGGACACCAUCUUUUCGCCCAUCAGCCCAACCACCUUCUGGGACACGGAGCACGACAUGGUGCAAAUCAAACAGGUGUUGUAUGCGCCUGCUGACAACAGGUACUUGUCCCGGCUGACGCGUGAAGCAAUGAAGACGCUGCACGUGCCCGGCGUGAUGGGAAUGCACUCGGAAAAAGAACUCGUAGCUGCCAUGAUGCUGCAGAACCAGACGCCAGUGCACACCGUGGGGCUGCUCUACGGCAACGUGAGGCCCGGCGACAAGUUCAGCAUGCCGGUUGACCUGCGGAUCACCUUCUUCGGCGGCAGACUGCCUAUGGACGUGCUCGUCCACUACCCCCAGCGGAUCCUGUCUCAGCCGGAGGGACCAUCAGCCGAGGAGCGCUUCCCAGAGAUGAACACCUUGCUCCCUAUCAUUGGGACGCUACAGCAGAUGCAUCUGGAAAUGCUGGUGUCUCCGCACAACCAUUCCGUGCACUUGCUGCAGCCCGUGGUUCUGCAGCGCUUCCCUUACCCGAGUUACAUCGAGUACAAGGACACGCAGAACUACGCGCUGGUGCUGACCCGGUUCUGUGUCGGCAUGCUGAUCCCUUUCGCUUUCUUCGUUGCCAUGCUCAGCGAAGAGAAGGUCACAGGCAUGAAAGAGAUGCUCCGGCUGGUAGGCAUAGGUGACUGGGUGUACUGGUCCGGCCACUACCUGAGCGCGGCCUUCUUGCACGUCAUCAUAGCGACUCUCAUGAUGCUGUUCGUGUGCGUCAAGAGGAACGAGGAAGGGCGCUCCUUCAUCCAGUACAGCGACCCUAUGAUCGUGUUUUUCAUCCUGCUGUGCUUCGGGAGCUCAUGCACUAUGCACGCCACGCUACUGUCCAUGUUCUUCAAAAGUCCACACAGUGCCGUGGCCGGAGCCAUGGUGUACUGGACAUUCAGCUGCGUCAUGCCGUUCCUACUUCUGGAGAACGACGGAGGCCAGGGUUACCACUUCAUCAGACGCUGGCACAAACUCGUCACCUGCGUCUUUCCCGGCAUGAGCUUGCACUGGAGCUUCCGCGUGCUGGAACGCUUCGAGAAGUUUGUGGCUUUUGGAGCCAACUGGAGCAACUUCUACGACCGCAGCGCCACUCCAGACAACGUGACACUGGCAGAGAUCGUGUUCAUAGGCCUGAUAUGCGACUGUUUCAUCGUGGCCGCAGUCUGGUACCUAGACAACGUGGUGCCCGUGGGUCCAGGAAUCGCCAAGCCUUUCUACUACCCGUUUCAGGUGCUCGCAAAUACCCGGCGCGGGUGGCGCAACCGUUUUAGCGUUCCGAUUCACGGGACGAGGUCACAGACUGGUCUCCAUGUUACUAUGGCUACGUCUUGA
Messenger RNA from Dermacentor andersoni, 1497 nucleotides. The record is from RefSeq and is a predicted model, not a curated record. Lineage: Eukaryota; Metazoa; Arthropoda; Arachnida; Ixodida; Ixodidae.